GGUUUUCGCAGCUUUUCCCAUUCUUCUUUUAUUAUGUCUACUGGACUUAUUGGCAUCUGUUAUGUUGAUCAUUGGAGUCAAUAAGAGAAACCAUCUGUUGUUGCUGCCUUGGAUGAUCAAUAACGGCAUAUUGUUGACUUUUAAAUUCAUUUUCGUUAUUGUAGUUAUCAAGUUUGCUGUAUGGGACGUUACUAAUGGUCAUGGCUCUGAAGCCUUUUUCACAAUCAUAUUCGUUCUCUCAAUAUUAGUUUUCUUUUGCUUGGUAUGGAAUGCAAUUUACUCACUUUUCCAAAGUAUUCGCAAAGAAAAUGAAGGAGUUACAUUGGAUACAGAAAGCCUUGUUGGAAAUUCUAACCCCUCUGGCUAUGAGCUUUUUAGGAACUCAGAAUAAUUUGUUUUUUUUUUCUCAUCAUAAAUUUCAAUCAUAUUUUAAUUUAAAUUUUGGAUAAACAUUUUUUUAAAUUUGUUUAUGGUUUUUCUUAUAAUAAAAAACUUUUUAUUUUUGAAUCACUUAUAAAUAUAAUGUACCUAUUCGUAAAAGUA
Messenger RNA from Episyrphus balteatus (marmalade hoverfly), 543 nucleotides. RefSeq lists its product as uncharacterized. The transcript is spliced from 3 exons. Lineage: Eukaryota; Metazoa; Arthropoda; Insecta; Diptera; Syrphidae. The coding region runs from base 62 to 391 and encodes 109 amino acids. The record is from RefSeq and is a predicted model, not a curated record.